AUGGCGGAAUCCGAAAACAAGGAGACAGUGGACGAAGUAUCCCUAAGUGAGGAAACUCAGGCAACCGGUGCGCAGGCAGCUCCAGCCGAUGCGACUGAACAGGUUGCGGCUGCCAUCUCGGGGGUUGGCCCGGAGAAGCCUGAAGGGGCGUCCGAAAAGCCUGAAACGGAGCUCGAGAAGCCUAGUGGGGCUUCCGAGAAGCCUCAGGACGCAACAGAGGAACCUGAAGGUUCCGGCAAGGCUCCUCAGGCUAACUCUGAACAUGAUGAAAGUGAGGAGCGUCCUGCUUUGCCAAAACGCAGAGACCCCACCGGUGACGUUAUCAAGAACCCCAUCCUUUUACAGCUAACCGAAGCUUUCCCCGGGAUUGAGCUCAAAUAUAUCAAUGCUGUCCUUAUAGCUUCGCAGGGUGUCUUGGACCCGGCUUUUAAUGCGCUACUAUACCUCUCGGACCCCAGCUUCGAGGCCGAGGCAGCAAUUCCGAACAUAGAGCCCAAGGCCGCCGCUGCAGCCCCUGCGCAGCCGCCGGUCUCGAAAACGCAGCUAGAGCAAGAUGAGCUGCUGGCACGCCAACUCGAUGCACAGUAUAACAAGAGUCGUGCCCGCAAUGUCGCCCGCAGCAUGGAAGACGAGCGCCAUGCGCGCGAGAGAAGGAUUAGAAAACGUCAGCAAGAGUACGAGAGACGCAUGGCCCAAAGCGGAAGGCCGCUGUCUCCAGAAGAGCAGCAAUACUACGCCGAGCUUGAAGAACUAGAGGAGGGUGAAAAUGACUUCCUCAGCCAACUGGUGGACAAGGAUCUGCCUGAAUUCCGCGAGAAGGUCGGACGUCAGGUCCAGGAAACAGGGAAGCGUGUCAACGAGUGGCUCAGUGGUUUCCGCAAGAACUGGGCCCAAGACCCAUUGCAGCAAUCGCAGUACUCACAGUCUCCACAACAAACCGCGCAGCGCGAUUUUUCGACAAAGAGUUCUUCCGGCUCUGACUACGACACUCAUGGAAGACCAAGCCACAGAACUGCCAGGUUCAACUCCUUUGGUGCGAAGGUGGGCGACGACAGCGUUGACUCUGCCUCGCGUCUCGCCAGCCAUGGCAUUUCCUUGUACAACAAGGACGAUGACGAAAUCAACAACGACGACGACGACGACGGGGAUGUAGCACCACAGCUUCCUUCUAGAAAUAAGCAGAAGGAAGUGAAGCCUGAGACAACAUACAUUGACACUCCAGAGAAUGGCACACGUAAGAAGUGGCAGCCCCUGCCCCCAGAGCCUAUUAACGGCACCCCUAGCAAAGUCAACGCUACGGCGACAAAGGGGAGAGGUAACGCGGACGCGGACGAGGAAUUCCUCAUCAACACCGACGACGAAUUGUAA
This is a messenger RNA of Lachancea thermotolerans CBS 6340, 1368 nucleotides long. It is a transcript of the gene CUE5, whose product is annotated as ubiquitin-binding protein CUE5. Gene Ontology annotation, molecular function: ubiquitin conjugating enzyme binding; ubiquitin binding. The transcript has a single exon. Bases 1 to 1368 code for a protein of 455 amino acids. NCBI's taxonomy places the organism in Eukaryota, Fungi, Ascomycota, Saccharomycetes, Saccharomycetales, Saccharomycetaceae. The record is from RefSeq and is a predicted model, not a curated record. Gene Ontology annotation, cellular component: cytoplasm. Gene Ontology annotation, biological process: ubiquitin-dependent protein catabolic process.